CGUUACUGCCUCUCCUCUUCUCCCUCCCAACGCCACCCAUUUCGAGAUGUUCGCUGCGGCCGGUGGGCUCUCCCUCGUCCCGCAGCCCUUCGACGGCCCCGCUGCGGCCGCCGUUGCCAAGCACGCGUCGCGGUGCCGUCUCCCUCCCCGGAGGAGGAGUCUCUUCCUCGGGAGAGCCGCCUGCGCCGCGAGGCCCGCCACUUCCGGAGGGAGCGGCGUUGACCAAGAGGAAGCGUCUCGCGAGGAGGCCUCCAGAAUCGGCGAUGCUGACCCCCGCCAACUCCGGAGGUCUGCUGAUUGGAGGGCAGCAAGAGCUUACAAAGAUAGUGGCGUGCUCUUUGAUGGCAAGAUUGAAGCCUUCAAUAAUGGGGGCCUGCUGAUUCGAUUUUAUUCACUUCUUGGCUUUCUCCCUUACCCUCUUCUUAGUCCAUCCCACUCAUGUAAAGAUCCAUCAAGAACCAUUCAAGAUAUAGCAAAAGAUCUAGUAGGCUCAUCUAUUUCUGUAAAGGUAAUUGAAGCAAAUGAGGAGGAAAAAAAGCUCAUCUAUUCUGAGAAAGAUGCCGCGUGGUCAAAAUAUUCUAGCCAAAUUAAUGUUGGCAAUGUUUUUGAUGGAAGAGUGGGUUCCUUAGAAGACUAUGGUGCAUUUGUUCACCUACGUUUCCCUGAUGGUGAUUAUCAUCUAACUGGACUGGUGCAUGUCACUGAGGUUUCCUGGGAUUUGGUUCAAGAUGUGAGAGAUUUUCUACAUGAAGGAGAUGAAGUCAAGGUCAAAAUCAUUCAGAUAGAUAAAGAUAAAUCAAGGAUUAAUCUGUCGAUUAAGCAGCUGGAGGAUGAUCCUCUUAUGGAGACAUUGGAUAAAGUAAUUCCUCAGGAAGGUCAACUUGUAUCUGAUAGUAUCGAUACAUCUUCUAGUAUGAACAUCGAGCCUCUUCCAGGACUUGAGAGCAUAUGUAAAGAACUACUACAGGAGGAUGGCAUAAGUGAUGUACAAUUAGGGCGUCAAGGAUUGGAGAAGCGUGUUGUCUCACAAGACUUGCAGCUUUGGCUUUCAAAUGUACCAGCCAAAGACAAGCAGUUUACACUCCUUGCUAGAGCUGGAAGACAGGUCCAGGAGGUGUACUUGACAACUACACUUGAUCAGGAUGGCAUAAAGAAGGCUGUGCAGCGUGUACUGGGUAGAGUACCUUGAGAUUCAGCAAGAUGUUUCUGACAGAAGUUGGCAGUGGAGAAAUUCACAGAGAGAGAAUAAAAGGAAUGAGAAUGAACAAGCUGAAAGUAUUAUUCAGUGAACUUAGCACAAAGCAUAUUCACGAACCAAGUUUUCAAGGCCAAGUUGAUCCUUCGAGUCAUGAAAGGAUGGAAGUUCUUCUAGGUUGACAUCAAAUCUCUACUUGUAGCAGCCAAGGUUGACAGUGGAGAAAAUCUACAAAGAGAGGGUAAGAAGAAUGAGAAAAAGCAAGAUGAAGUUGUAUUUAUUCAGUGAAUUCUGCACAAAGCAUAUUCAUAGCGUGUUUCUGAAGUCAAGUUGAUGUAGUGAGUCCUCUUUUCAGGACAUGCAUUGACAGCAUGUUCGUUUUAUUUGACAUCAAACCUCUACUUGUUGCAAAAUCUUCUUUGACAGAUUUGACAAUGGGAGAAAAUCUACACGGGAGGAUAAAAAAGAAUGCUGAAAGUGUCCUUAUUCGGUCAACUCUGAAAAGGUCAACUUGAUGCAGUGAGUACUCGAUGAGGACAUGCAUUGACAUCUUUUAUUUGACAUCAAGCCUUUUCUUGUCGCAUGAACUAUUUGACAGAGGUUGACAGUGGAUAAAAUCGACGAAGAGGAUACAAGGACUGGAAAAGAACAAGAUGAAGGUGCAGGUAUUCAUUGAAUUUUGCACAAAACAUGUUCAUGAAACAAGUUAUCAAGGUCAAGUUGAUGCUUUGAGUUCUCUUUCAAGACAUGCAACAUGGAGGUAUGGAACAUCUUCUUAUUUGACAUCAAACCUUUGCAUGCAGCAUGAUCCUUUUGACCUGGCUUGACAGUGGAUAAAAUUGGCAGAGAGGAUAAAAGAGAAUAUGAGAAAGCACAAGCUGAAAGUGUAUUUAUUCAGUGAUGCUGUGAAUCUUCUUUGAGGACAUGCAUUGACAGCAUGGAUGGAUGGAAGUUCUUUUCAAUUGACCUCAAACCUCUUCUUGCAUCAUCAUAUUUUUUUUACAGAGCUUGACAGUGGAGAAAACCCAGAGAGAGGAUAAAAGAACAACCUAAAAGUGUAUGUAUUCAGUGAACUCUGCAGAUAGCAUAUUCAUGAAGCAAGUUAUCAUUGGUCAGGUCGAUGCAGUGAGUAUUCUUUCAGGACAUGCAUCAACAACACGAUAGGAUGAGAGUUCUUUUUAUUUGACAUCAAACAUCUACUGGUAGGGAGAUCUUUCUGGCGAAGUUUGACAGUGGAAAAAUUCCAUAACAAGAGUAUAAAAGGACCGGAAAAGAACAAGCUGGAAUUGUAUCAUUCAGUGAAUUCAUGAAGCUUAGCAAGAUCAAGUUAAGUGUUAUUUUGGGAAACGCAGCAGCAGUAUUGAAGGAUGGAGGUUCUUUUUCUUAUUCUCAUCACAUACUUUUGGCAUCUGACUUUUCUGAAACAAAAAAAGGAUAUUGAACAGAUUGAUGGUAAUCAGAUGCUCAAAGUGCUUUAUCACCAGCAUUGUUCCGUGCCAACAUCAUCAUCGAGCCACUGCAAGGAGUCAGAAGGCUUUGACAAGCCUGCUAGUGUGGAGCAUAAGGGAAUAAGAAUACCAAGGUGGGGAAGAGGAAUGAGAAUACCAAAUCAAAUGUAAAUCCAAUGUAGACCUGGAUGUGGGUAUCAGGAGAUUUGCAAGGUCAAAUCAUCAGACAUAUAUAGAAAAUGGGAGAAUAUUUCAUCGACUACGACUAAGACUACUGCAGAAUCGAUUUGACUGGAGGUACCCUACUCUGCACUUUAUAGAUGUUUAUCUCUUCUUCAAUCAAUUACAUUCAUGUCUACAUGAAAAAUCAGAUAUGAUUAGCUA
This is a messenger RNA of Musa acuminata AAA Group (dessert banana), 3027 nucleotides long. RefSeq lists its product as uncharacterized. The coding region runs from base 47 to 1189 and encodes 380 amino acids. NCBI's taxonomy places the organism in Eukaryota, Viridiplantae, Streptophyta, Magnoliopsida, Zingiberales, Musaceae. Gene Ontology annotation, molecular function: nucleic acid binding. The transcript is spliced from 11 exons. The record is from RefSeq and is a predicted model, not a curated record.